AUGUCAGAAAGGACUAGAAAAUGAUUUUAUCAAUUAAAAAGUUUUUCCUUUUGAUAUUAACACAUUACUUAUCAUACGUUUUGUUUAUUUAAUUAACUAAACAACACACACUUCGUAAUUGCUAUUCGUCAACGAUGUCAUUGUCGUUCCAUUGAAAAUUAAGGGAAGUUCAUAAGUAAAAUAUCAAAAUGAGUAAACAUAUGUAUUCCACUGCAAAUCUUUCGGAUAAAGAGCUGAAAGAGCAAGGAAAUAGAAUGUUUAGUAUGAGGAAAUACGAAGAAGCAAUAAAUUGCUAUAGUAAAGCCAUUAUAAAAAAGCCAGAUGUUCCUCAUUAUUUUACAAAUAGGGCACUUUGUCAUUUGAAAUUAUCUAGAUGGAAUGAUGCCUGUACUGAUUGCAGAAGAGCAUUAGACAUGGACCCUUGCCUUGUCAAGGGUCACUUCUUUUUAGGACAAGCUUUACUAGAAUUAGAAAGUUAUGAUGAAUCGAUAAAACAUUUACAGAGAGCUUCCGACUUGGCAAAAGAACAAAAAAUGAACUUUGGGGAUGACAUUGCAUCCCAGUUGAGGUCGGCACGUAAAAAACGGUUUUCAAUACAAGAAGAGAGGCGAAUUGCUCAAGAAAUUGAAAUGCAAACAUAUCUAACUAGGUUAAUUGAAGAAGAUAAGGAAAAACAAAUCAAGGAAAUAACAUCUGAUGAUGAUAUCAGAAAAGAGGAAAAGGAGGUUUUAAUUGAAGAAGCAGAAGGGAGAGCAGAAAAAUUCAUAAAUGAACUUAAUAAUUUAUUGAGCAAGGUUGAUGAUAGACGUAGAAAACGGGAGGUACCGGAUUAUCUUUGUGGCAAAAUUAGUUUUGAAAUUUUGCAAGAACCAGUCAUUACACCUAGCGGAAUAACUUAUGAUAAGAAAGACCUGGAAGAGCACCUGCAGAGGGUUGGUCAUUUUGAUCCCGUCACAAGAGUUAAACUUACACAAGACCAGUUGAUACCAAAUUUUGCAAUGAAAGAAGUAGUGGAUGCGUUCCUAGCAGAAAACGAGUGGGCUUUAGAGUAUUAGUACUUUUUUAAUUCCUAUAAGACUAUUAUUAUUAAAUUGUAUUGAAAUACAAGGUUAAUUUCAAAAAGACUUGAAAUGUGAGCUUAUUUUAUAUUUAUGUUAUGGUUUGUAUUCAGUUUAUUGCUUGAUUUUUAGCAUAUUUAAUAUUGUAGACUAACAACAGCUGUUGAAUUUUACUAAAACAUGAGAAUAAAUAAUUAGGUGGU
Molecule: messenger RNA, 1261 nt
Organism: Coccinella septempunctata (seven-spotted ladybird)
Lineage: Eukaryota; Metazoa; Arthropoda; Insecta; Coleoptera; Coccinellidae
Gene: STUB1
Product: E3 ubiquitin-protein ligase CHIP
Exons: 4
Coding region: 189-1055 (288 amino acids)
Biological process (GO): protein polyubiquitination; protein quality control for misfolded or incompletely synthesized proteins; proteasome-mediated ubiquitin-dependent protein catabolic process
Cellular component (GO): Z disc; cytoplasm
Molecular function (GO): protein-folding chaperone binding; ubiquitin protein ligase activity
Source: RefSeq, a predicted model, not a curated record